AUGGCCUGUGGAAUGGUUGUAUCCCCUCGGGUUUCCAUUCAGGACGAAGUUUCCGUUCAGGAAAGUCUAAAGUUUCCUUUCAGGAUGAAGCUUAAAGAGUCAUUUGUCCGGGCGAAGAACUGGGUUAAAGAGCUUCAGAGACAGGCCAGCCCAAACAUCGUAAUAGCGCUGGCGGGGAACAAGGCCGACCUCGCAAACAAGAGAGCUCUGGACUUCCAGGAUGCCCAGUCAUACGCAGACGACAACAGCUUGCUCUUCAUGGAAACGUCAGCAAAGACCUCUAUGAACGUGAAUGAGAUUUUCAUGGCUAUUGGUAAACAGACAGACCUGGAAGUCCAGAGCUCUCUUGUUUGCGAGGUCGGCCUUGUUCCCCGCCAGCGCUAUUACGAUGUUUGGGCUGGCCUGUCUCUGAAGCUCUUUAACCCAGUUCUUCGCCCGGACAAAUGA
Messenger RNA from Menidia menidia (Atlantic silverside), 447 nucleotides. NCBI's taxonomy places the organism in Eukaryota, Metazoa, Chordata, Actinopteri, Atheriniformes, Atherinopsidae. The record is from the annotation of a GenBank genome assembly.